Molecule: messenger RNA, 1525 nt
Organism: Elgaria multicarinata webbii
Lineage: Eukaryota; Metazoa; Chordata; Lepidosauria; Squamata; Anguidae
Gene: FAM53C
Product: family with sequence similarity 53 member C
Exons: 5
Coding region: 263-1396 (377 amino acids)
Biological process (GO): protein import into nucleus
Cellular component (GO): nucleus
Source: RefSeq, a predicted model, not a curated record
CUGCUCUGGCUGCGGCCCCGUGAGGAGGUGCUGGAGCCGCCGCCGCCGCCGCCUCCUCCUCCAGCUGGCGCGGGUCUCUGAGGAGGACAUGAAGUAUGGCUAGCUUAUGAUGAAGACAACAACUUAGCAGGUGUGGUAGCUGCUGCUGCUACUGAUGAUGAUGACUGAACACGGCUGGACUUGCUGAGGGAGGCAGAAGGGUGGCAGGAGGAAGGAGCUGGAGUCUCUCAAGGGUUCUGGUGCCAGGCCUCCAUAAGAAGCCAUGAUCACCUUGAUAACUGAGCAGCUACAGAAACAGAGCUUGGAGGAACUGAAAUGCACAUCCUUCAGCAUCAGCCUGCCUUUGCCUGAUCAUGCUGAUGUGGCCAGCUGUGGCAGCCCCUUCCAGAUAGCGCCUGAGGGAGCUUCAUGGAGGGACCUGGUUCCCUGUCCAAAGAUCCAUCUUCAGGACAACACAGGUCUUUACCAACACUCCAGCUUGAGCCUUCCCCUGCCCCCCUGCAGCCCAGACAACAGCCCUCAGAACAGCCUUGCAGCCCAAACACUGGCUGCCAACCCACAAGUCUCAGAAAAGGCUUCUGUGCCCCCCACCAAAAGACACUGCCGUUCACUCUCAGUGCCCGAAGACCUCUCCCGUUGGCAAGCUGUCUGGAGGCCCCUGGGCUCCAAAGUGUGGACACACAUCAAACGUCGGGACAACAGUGGAGGGGACACUUUGGCAGUUCAGCCCCAGAACCUGGCCCAGGGUGCCAACAGACUUUGCUUCAACCCUGCCCCCAGUGCCUCUCAUCAGUGUGUUCAAGAUGGUGCUGGUGGUGGCAGGAGCCCACCUUUCUUCAGUCUGGCCCUCUCCCGAGAAUCGCCAGCCAGUGUACCAUGGGAGACUGGAGAGACUUUGCAGCCCUACCCUCUGCAGCGACGUUUCUCCCUCUCGCCUGUCAGAUUCCUUCCCUCCCCGCAAAGCUCUACCACCUCCACGCCAGAGCUGCACCGACACCAGCACAGCCUUCCUCGUAGCCGCUCGCAACCCUGCGACUUGGACACCAGGAAAAGUGGUCUCAAGCGGCGCCAUGAUGAGGAUGUGAGGUGGCAUAGGCCUUCGCUUGAUUUCUACAAGAUGAAUCAGAAACCAUUUGCAGGAGGUGUCUGUCAGUUAGACAAAUCUGAGGAAGGUGGCUAUCCAUCAUGGCUCUUGGCCUGUAGCCCACAGGCACCCUCAGCUCCAUGCAGUCCCAUCAGCAAUUGCAUCCAGGUGCUUAGUGAAAGUGAAGAGGAGGAGGAAGAGGAAGCACCAGAACAAGCAGCAAGGCGAUUAAAUUGGAAUUUAGCAAGCAAAAGGACACUCUUCCAACCAGACUUUAGUGAUCUGGAUUUAACUUUGAUUGAGGAGAACUAGGGGUUAGAUGUCUCCUUGAAAAACUGACUGGGGUCUGCAGUAGGGGGAGACUGCACUCCUGGAUGAGAGCAGGGGGAGUGGGGUGGGUGUUGAGGGUAAGUGGCGGUGGGACCAACGGGGUUUUGUCUG